UGUAAUAUAGUGGGCAAAAUUCAACGGGGGCGAGAGUUAGUUCUCUUCGUUCCGUGUUCCGAGCAAUAAUAUAUACAAUAUAUGAGUGGUUUAAUUCAAUUUGAAUAAUCCAAAGUGCUACAUAUAAUAUCUAAAUGAAAAUAUUAAAAAGCACAUAAAGACGCCAAAACCGUGGCUUUUUCUAUUAAUUUCAAUUGAAAAGGUUUGCGGGAACCAAAAGAGAUAUAAUGGAAAAGGGUCUGUUAGAGAAAGAAAGAGAGGGCGAUUCAAGCGUAAUAAUAACAUGGGGUGUGUUUGCUCAAGAGGUGAAAGAUGUUGGUUUUCUAGCUUUGCCUAUGGUUACUGUGACUUUGUCUCAGUAUUUUCUACAAAUUAUUUCAAUGACGAUGGUUGGUCAUUUGGGUAAGCUUGCUCUCUCUAGCACAGCUAUUGCCAUAUCUCUUUGCGGUGUCACUGGUUUCAGUCUUCUUUUUGGAAUGUCGUGUGCACUGGAAACUCAAUGUGGGCAAGCAUAUGGUGCUAAGCAAUAUAGAAAGUUUGGGGUUCAAGUUUACACUGCUAUUGUUUCUCUUAUUAUAGCUUGUCUUCCUCUCUCUCUGUUGUGGAUCUACUUGGGGAAGCUAUUGACUUUACUUGGUCAAGACCCUUUGAUUUCACAAGAAGCUGGAAAAUUUGCUGUGUGCAUGAUUCCUGCUCUAUUUGCGUAUGGAACGCUUCAGGCACUGGUUCGGUACUUUCUGAUGCAAAGUUUGAUAGUUCCUCUUGUUAUAAGUUCAUCUGUUACACUUUGCUUCCAUGUACCUUUUUGUUGGUUGCUAGUUUUUAAAUCUGGAUUAGGUGGCUUAGGAGCUGCAUUUUCUAUUGGUACUUCAUACUGGUUGAAUGUUAUUAUACUUGGAUUGUAUAUGAAAUUCUCUGCUCAUUGUGAAAAGACUCGGGUUCCGAUUUCAAUGGAGGCUUUCCUUGGAAUAGGAGAGUUCUUUCGCUACGCUAUUCCUUCAGCAGGAAUGGUUUGCCUUGAGUGGUGGUCGUUUGAGCUCCUAAUCUUACUUUCGGGUUUUCUACCAAAUCCACAGCUUGAAACUUCGGUCUUAUCCAUAUGUUUAUCAAUCAUCUCAACAAUCUAUACAAUACCAGAAGCAACUGGCUCAGCAGCAAGCACUAAAGUUUCAAAUGCAUUAGGAGCUGGAUGUUCACAAGCAGCGCGAUUGUCAGUUUAUGCUGCUAUGACUAUUGCAGUUUCUGAGGCUGUUUUGGUGAGUUCAACCAUUUUCGCCUCUCGACGGGUUUUAGGUUAUAUAUUUAGUGAUGAGCAAGACGUCGUGGAUUAUGUCACAGAAAUGGUUCCUCUGAUAAGUCUAUCUGUUAUAAUCGAUAGUUUACACGGUACCCUUUCAGGUAUUGCUAGAGGAUGUGGUUGGCAGAACUUGGGAGCAUAUGUGAACCUUGGAUCCUAUUAUGUUUUUGGAAUUCCAAUUGCUGUUAUAUUGGGUUUUUGGUUAGAGUUGAGAGGAAAAGGCUUGUGGAUUGGUAUACUUGUUGGUGCCUUCUGUCAAGCACUUUUGUUAUUCCUUAUAACAAGUUUUACAAACUGGGAAAAACAGGCAAUUAAGGCACGAGAAAGGAUAUUUCAAGGAAGUUUUGCAGUAGAAGAUAGAUUAGCUUGAGCAAAUGAAGUAAAUCCCUCUAAGCUGAUAGUUAUAGCUUAAUUUGGUUGGAGACAAGAUCAAAUUUCAGCUACUAUAAGGUAGAAAAAGUUUUCACACAGAGAAAAGAGUUGUAGAAUUGAUGAUAUUUUUUAUCCCCAAUUCAAUUUUGGACAAGGCUAUACAGUGUUAGUGUUAUUACUAUUAUGAAGUAAAAGAAAAUGGAUGAAUUCACGUCUUCAAUUUCAAUUAGUGAUUAACAUGA
Molecule: messenger RNA, 1911 nt
Organism: Cicer arietinum (chickpea)
Lineage: Eukaryota; Viridiplantae; Streptophyta; Magnoliopsida; Fabales; Fabaceae
Product: protein DETOXIFICATION 14-like
Biological process (GO): xenobiotic detoxification by transmembrane export across the plasma membrane
Cellular component (GO): membrane
Molecular function (GO): xenobiotic transmembrane transporter activity; antiporter activity
Source: RefSeq, a predicted model, not a curated record